AUGAAAAAUACCAAUAGCGAAUAGGGCGAUCUUUAAACUCGUGUUUAAGAAAAAUUUAUAUAAAGAAUAAAUGAUAAGUUUAAUUUUAAAUAUUUUUAGUUCAAACCUUAUUACUAAUUGCAAAGAAUUUUAAAAUAUAUUCUAAGAAUGUGUUUAAGUUCAAUUAAAUGAUUUUUAUUUUUUUGAGUAAAAGUAAAAUAUUUAUCUAGCCAACAUCCUGAUUUUCUUCCUUAUUUUAAAAUGAUUUAUAAUGACGAAGAGUAAUUUAUUUUUAAUGUUAGUGGAUGUUAAAUUAUAUGUUUAGGAUAAUAUUUCAAAGGAACAAAAAUAAAUAAAUAUUAAUAUAAAUUCAGGGAAAACUUAGAUGAGAUUUUUAAACCAAUAUUAAUUAAUUAACUCAAUAUAAAUUGUGAAUAUUAGGAAGGUCAAAAACAUGGAAAUUGGAUUAAAAUAGGAAAAAAUUUCUCUAAGUUUAAAUUUCUUUAAUUUGUUGUAUAGAAGAUGUUAAAUAAUUUAUAAUGGAGAUUAUAAUAAUGGAGUAAAAUGUAAUAAAUGGGACAUUUUAUACAGAAAGUAUUCAAGUGAAGAAUGAACAAUUAUGUAUUUUAAAUGUUAAAUUCUAGAGGAGGAGGAAAUUAUGAUAAUAAAGGAUAAAAAAUAGGAAUAUGGAGAUGCUUAAAUAAAGAAAUUUUGUAAUUAUUGAAAAUGUUAUCAAUAGUGAAAUCGUUAAUUGGGAAAUAUUAUAUAAAAAUGUGAUUAACAAAGAUAUUUGUUUCAGAAAAUCGGAU
Messenger RNA from Paramecium sonneborni, 788 nucleotides. The record is from the annotation of a GenBank genome assembly. Lineage: Eukaryota; Ciliophora; Oligohymenophorea; Peniculida; Parameciidae.